AUGUCUGCUUCUGCUGGGAAUUUGGCAUUGGUUUGGGAUGACCUAAAAAGUGGUUUCGACGCUAUAUUCAGGCUGGAGACAAUCAAAAGAAAAAGAUACAUGGAGCUUCAUACUCAUGUUUACAAUUACUGUACAUCAGUCGACCCGAAAUCUCAUGCAACCCCCAGUAGGAAUGCUAUAGAAACUGAACCUGGGGGGAAAUUAGUAGGUUUUGAACUGUACAAAAAGUUGCGCAAUUAUUUAAAGGCUCAUGUCCACUCCUUGAAGCUAAAAGGAAAUAAUCUAGUCGAUGAAGAAACUCUUUCAUAUUUCGAAAAGGCUUGGACAGAAUUCCGUUUUGCAUCCAGAGUUCUGGAUGGGGUUUGUAAUUACUUGAAUAGACAUUGGGUUAAACGAGAAUGUGAAGAGGGACGAAAGAAUGUUUAUGUCGUUUAUACACUUGCACUGAUAACAUGGCGCGAACAUUUACUAAAACCUCACGCUAGGGUUUUAAUCAGCGCAAUUCUUCGUGAGAUCGAACGUGAACGACGUGGAGAAAUUUUAUCUACCUUACGACUAAGAAAGAUUAUUGAGUGCCUGGUUGAGUUGGGUAUUACGUCUGACCAACAGUCUUUCUCAACAUCUACGUUAACUGGAACUGCUUCAUCACCUAGUGAACCCUUGCCAUAUCUAAUGAAACCUUUUAAAUCUCCUAAUUUUCCCCCUAAACCUAGUGGUUCUACUUUAAAACCAAAUAAGUCUGAAGUGGAAUCCAGCUUGCAGGGCACAUCAAAUAAAACCACUCCAAAUUUCCGAGGUCCACUUCAUUCCGGAGAUCCAGUGGAUGAAUCGACUCCCAAUACUCCUAGUGCGACAUCAUCAUUGACAUCGGACACGCGAACCAAUCUAUCAGUUUAUCAGGAAUACUUUGAACGACCAUUUUUGACUGAAACUGAACGGUAUUACCGAUUAGAAAGUGCUCAGUUUUUGCAGUCAAACACAGUACCCGAAUACCUUCAAAAAGUGGAAACACGAUUAAAUGAAGAACGUAUUCGUGUUCAAACUUAUCUACAUAUAAGUACACUUCCCAAAUUAAUUAGAUCUUGUGAACAUUAUCUAAUUGGUGAACAUAUAGAUCGUUUAACAUCUGUCUUCUCAGAUCUUUUCAAUGAAGAUAGAGAGGAAGAUAUAUGGCGAAUGUAUCGUCUAGUUGGUCAUUUUCCUAGUGGAAUACGUGUUCUUGUCUCUGUCAUGGAAGAUCAUGUUGCUGAUAAAGGAUGGGAAGCUAUCCGUCAAGUGGCUGAAGCUGCUUUAAAUGAUCCCAAAUUGUAUAUUGAUACAAUAUUAAAAGUUCAUCAAAAACAUUAUAAUCUUGUAUUAUCCGCCUUCGCUUGGGAUCCUGCAUUUUCACGUGCCUUAGAUAAAGGAUGUGAACGUUUUAUAAAUCGUAAUGCUGUCACUGAAUUAGCUGGAAAUCAAAGAAAAUCCCCUGAACUUUUAGCUAAAUAUGCAGAUUUCUUAUUAAAGAAAAGUGCGAAAGAUAUUCAAUUAGAUGAUUUAGAAGAAACACUUGGACAAGUAAUGAAUGUGUUCCGCUAUAUUGAAGAUAAAGAUGUCUUUCAAAAAUUCUAUAGUAAAACACUGGCUCGCCGUUUAGUUUAUAAUCAAUCUGUAUCCGAGGAUGCUGAAGCUUCUAUGAUUUCUAAAUUAAAAGAAGCUUGCGGUUUUGAAUACACCGCGAAAUUACAACGAAUGUUUCAAGAUGUUAAUGCUACUAGAGAAUUGAAUGCGAAAUUUUCAGAUUAUUUACAAAAACAAGAAGAAGCCAAUGGAAGCACAAUUAAAGGAACUGAUUUUAAUAUCAUGAUUCUUAGUUCAAACGCAUGGCCAUUUCAAGCUCAAGGACCUUUUUCUAUUCCUCCUGAAUUGGAACAAUGUCACAAUACAUUUCUUGCUUUUUAUCAAGAACAUCAUACUGGUCGUAAAUUGACAUGGUGUUAUCAUUUAUCACGUGGUGAAGUUGUGACUAACUAUACUAAAACUAGAUAUAUAUUUCAAGUUUCAACGUACCAGAUGUCUGUUUUAAUGUUGUAUAAUUCAUCAUUAGUGUACACGGUGUCAGCUAUUCAACUACAAACUGGUAUUGAAGAAGCUACAUUAUUACAAAUUCUACAGAUUUUACUUAAAGCUAAAGUAUUGAAAAUUGUAUCCAAUCCAAAAUGUGAAAUAGAUCAAUCAACUGUAAUCAGUGAUGAUUCAAACGAAUCAAAUUUAUCACCGGAUACACACUUGGCGCUAUAUACAGAUUAUAAAAAUAAACGCGUUCGAGUUUAUUUAAAUGUUCCUUUGAAAAGUGAAACGAAACAAGAAAUUGAACAGACUUUAGGGAAUGUAGAAUCUGAUCGAAAAUUAAUUGUUCAGGCUUGUAUAGUACGUAUUAUGAAGACUAGAAAAGUAAUGAAACACCAUCAAUUGAUCUCGGAAGUUGUUACACAAUUAACACCUCGAUUUAAACCCACUGUAUUAUUAAUUAAACGAUGUAUUACCGCUCUCAUUGAAAGAGAAUAUAUUAAGCGAGAUAACAAUGAACGAGAUGCUUAUGAAUAUUUGGCUUAA
Schistosoma intercalatum is the source of this 2595-nucleotide messenger RNA. The record is from the annotation of a GenBank genome assembly. NCBI's taxonomy places the organism in Eukaryota, Metazoa, Platyhelminthes, Trematoda, Strigeidida, Schistosomatidae.